This is a messenger RNA of Bactrocera dorsalis (oriental fruit fly), 2527 nucleotides long. RefSeq names its product glyoxylate reductase/hydroxypyruvate reductase. Gene Ontology annotation, cellular component: cytosol. Gene Ontology annotation, molecular function: hydroxypyruvate reductase [NAD(P)H] activity; hydroxypyruvate reductase (NADH) activity; glyoxylate reductase (NADPH) activity. The transcript has 5 exons. The record is from RefSeq and is a predicted model, not a curated record. Bases 1417 to 2400 code for a protein of 327 amino acids. Lineage: Eukaryota; Metazoa; Arthropoda; Insecta; Diptera; Tephritidae.
AAAGUAGACCGUUAGGGACAGCAAACGACGCCAUAUUUUUCCCGCUUAUUCAACAUUUGCCUUCAGUAAACUUUGCCAUUAUAUCAUGGAAAGAUAUACAAUUCAACAACGAGUCGAAAUAAUAGAAAUUUCCCACCGAAAUUCUGAGUCAGUGGCCUCAAAUUUAAGAGCUAGACAGGCAGUACAUAAUUAUUCCAAUAAAUAAGAAUUCUAUACAUACAAUAAAAGAAAAAUAAACACGGAAGCAGAUUAAGAAUCGUUUUAUAAUUGGUAGUAUUGGAGUAUCUUUGGGAUACCUCAGUUUUGAAGUUUAAUCUCCUAGUUUUCCACUACUACUUUAUAUUUUCGUGAUAGCAAAGGCAAAAUUAUGUUUUUGUUUGUCUAACGAUUAUUUGCAGUAUAACAACCACGAGAUUAGAAUACAUUAUGUCAAAUAAAAGAAGGGCGAGAAGAAGUGAACAAUUUGCCGCGUUCAGGACGGCCUCCGACCUCUUCAACUGAAGAAAACGUCGAUAAAAUACAAGAAAUGGUGCUCAAAAAUCGUCAUUAUAGUUUGCGAGGGAUAGCCCAAAUAAUGGACAUGUCUCAUGAGACCGUUUUUGGCGUUUUGAAGCAUUUGAGAGAGAAGGUUCGUCGCAUGAGACCAGAUUUGCGGCGGAACAACAGUUGGAUUUUGCACCACGAUAAUGCACCAGCGCACAAAGCGAUCAUUGUGAACGAAAAAAAUUUAACAAAUAUCAUCGAACAACUAGUGUACUCUCCAGAUUUGGCCCCGUGUGAGUUUUUCCUAUUUCCAAAACUCAAAUAACGAUUUCGUGGAACCUCUCAAAACGAGCAUUGAAGACAUCAAAACUAAUUCGCAACGAGAAUUGAAGGUCAUCCCGGAAUAUAGCUUCAAAAAGUGUUUCGCUGAUUGGAUUGUUCGCUAGAAGAAGUGUAUUGCCUCAGAAGGGGCCUAUUUUGAAGGAGAUAUAAUAAAUUUAGAUGAUGGAUAAGUUGUUUGCGUUUUAGUUCAAAUUUCCGGGUACUUCUUUGACACAAUUUAUACUCGUAUAAGUGCUCCAAUAGAUUUCCGUCAACAACACAUAAAAGCACUGGGUGACAACUGUCAUAUCUUCGAACAGUUGUGGAAAACGUUUAUAUAAACACUCCAACGGUCAUUUCUAGUUUUAGAACUGAUAACCAAAUCACCUGUGCCAGACUAAUAAAGUUUUUUGCCGAGUAAAUGUAUAUAAGGAGACAAACACAUUAUUGCUGAUUGCGCGAUCAACCGGUAGAAGUGAUAACCAAUCUGUAGAUGCUUCCGGGCAGACGAGCUAAAAUUUAUUCGCACUUAUGCGUACUAGUUAUCAGCAUAGUUCCUUAUUACCGAACACUACCCGAAUCACAAACGACUACUAGAAGUAUGCGUUGGCAAUGUCAGAACAAAGUGAAAAGCUCAAAAUUUUAGUCACACAUCCAGCAACUCCACAAGCUGCUAUUGACUUAUUGUCGCAUGACUAUGAGGUAAUCUUUUGCCAAAGUGUGCCGCCGAUACGUUCGGAGAUUCUGGAGAAGUGCAAAGGUGUAGAUGCUGUAUUAUGGGCCUCGCAUCUUCCCCUCGAUAAAGGAAUACUUGAUGCCAUAGGUCCACAACUGAAAGUGGUUUCCACUAGAUUUGGGGGCACCGAUUUUGUAGACGUGGAAGAGUUUAAGCGACGCAAGAUACCCUUGGGUUAUACACCUUGCGUUCAAAACGAUGCAGUGGCAAAUAUGGCAGUUGGUUUGUUGUUGGCAGCAGCGCGUCGUUUCCACGAAGGACGUCUGAAGAUCGAGACCAACAAUUGGGAGACCUACACUCAAAACUGGAUGUUGGGUCAGGAUUUUCGCAACUCGGUGGUGGGUUUCUAUGGAUUUGGUGGUAUCGCUCAGACGAUCGCCAAGCGUCUAUCCGGUUUUGACAUUGAUAGUGUCCUAUACACCACCCGUAGUCGUGUUUCUGAGGAAAUCGAAAAGGAGUACAAUGCCAAGAAAGUAGACUUCGACACUAUGCUUGCUCAGAGUGAUUUCAUUAUCAUUGCUGCUCCAUUGACUAAGGAGACCGCUGGUGUUUUCAAUGCCACUGCUUUUGGCAAAAUGAAGAAGACUGCCGUGUUGGUGAAUAUUGCACGUGGAGGUGUUGUAAAUCAGCAAGAUUUGUAUGAAGCUUUGAAAACAAAUCAGAUAUUCGCUGCCGGCCUGGAUGUGAUGACCCCAGAACCACUGCCUCCGAAUGAUCCUCUCCUGAGUCUGCCAAAUAUUGUGCUUAUGCCUCAUUUAGGUUCGGCUACCAAACGUACCCGAGAGGACCUCGCAGUUCUUGCCGCCAAAAAUAUUUUGCACGGACUUACUGGUAAACCAAUGCCGGCACCGGCAUAUUAAAUAUCCGCGCAACUUACAUAUAUAAUUACUAAAUUAGAAUUGAGAAUUUAAUUGUGCCAAAUCUGUAUCACAUAGUUGAAUAUGUUGUUGGAAUGAUAACACAAUAAAAAAAAUUCUUUCUGCCUAA